Messenger RNA from Botrytis sinoallii, 840 nucleotides. RefSeq lists its product as uncharacterized. NCBI's taxonomy places the organism in Eukaryota, Fungi, Ascomycota, Leotiomycetes, Helotiales, Sclerotiniaceae. The transcript is spliced from 5 exons. The record is from RefSeq and is a predicted model, not a curated record. The coding region runs from base 1 to 840 and encodes 279 amino acids.
AUGUCCGCGAAAGAAGAGCAACGGGACUAUAUCUUCAAAAGGGAUUACAGAUCUUCCAUGCGCUUGAAUUACAACCACUUUUUGAUCAAAGAAGUCUGUGGAUACCUCGUGCACCCAAGUAUCCCGACAAAUCAGACAAAAUUGCGAAUCGCAGAUGUGGGUACAGGUACUGGGAUUUGGGCCUGUGACUUAGCCAGCAAGCUACCCGAGACUGUACGCAUCGACGGAUUUGAUAUUCCUGAUGCCCAGUACCCCGCACCGGGAUUCCGACCAAAGAAUGUACACCUGUAUGUUCACGAUGGAUUUGAAGAGUAUCCAGCCGAGUUUCUGGGGCAGUACGACAUUGUCAACGCUCGGUUUUGGCAGUGUAUAGUCAACGAUCCUGAUGCGAAGCCGUUGCUGAAAAAGCUGCUAUCCCUACCUGGCGGCUAUCUACAAUGGCUGGAGCCUCUGCCUCUAUCAGCAAACGUCGUCGUGACACACGAAGGUGCAGAAACUAUAGCAUCAGAGCGACUUGCGAACACUUUCCAUAAACCCAGCCAGACAGCAGUAUGUUGGGUUGAGGGUCUCAAAUCUCUUUUCGAAACAGAAGGCCUCACAGACGUGUCCCGUACUGAUUAUCCUUUUCCUAAUUAUCUUCGUCCUCUUUGGUCACAGAGCUCCAUGGCAACCACUGCAGAUGUCAUGGCAAAGAUCGAUAGUUACAACACAAAAGGUUCCGGUAUCGGGAUGAAAUUUGUUGAGGACUUGGAGAGAGAAAGUGCAAAUGGAGUUGCUGUGGACACACCGUUCCAGUGUGUCGUUGACGCAAAGCUUCGGAACGAUUUUAUAUUUACAUGA